GAAAAUGUGGACAUGUGGCUUACAUCUAGACUAGCAAACGUGUUGCCAAUUGACACGUCCUAGUCGGGCAGCAAUGCCGACUCAACGCCAGGUCAGAGUCGGAGAGCAAACAUGACGGCGGUGGACAAUUGAGGUAAAUAGUUGGUAGCUAUAAAGUGAUUCAUGAUGUAUGAGCGAAAAUGACGAUGGUCCUACAAUCGAGUCAGACGUAGUCAUUGAACCUCCGCUAAAAUUUACUUCACGGGCUUCAUACCGGCCCCAUCCGUGUCACCACCGCUUCUUUAUGAACAUCUCCAAAUAGCGCUCCGAAAUAAGAACUUCCUACUCCGAAAACAUCACCUUCGAACACUCACAUAACCAACAAGAUGUCGCGCUUCAUACCUUCAAUAAACGUAUUCCUCCUCCUAUCCAUCCUCCUCACCCUGCUCCCAUAUUCCCUCGCAUCACCAUCAUCGCCUCUCAUCACAAACACCACCACACCCCACGAAAAACGCCAAAUGUCCCAAGGAACCUCCUGCGCCGGCUCCGAAGGACAAUGGAACUGCCUCACAACGCAAUGGCAGCGCUGCGCAUCCGGACAAUGGAGCAGCGUCAUGGACUGCGCAGCGGGCACCAUGUGCACGCCGUCGGGACUAACCUACGACUUCGCCGUACAAUUCGCAAACGGUGCCGCGGGGAGUAAUCCACCGGCGACCAGCGGCGCUCAACUCGGCGUUCAGGUCACAUACUGGACGAUAUUUAUUGCACUUGGGGUCGCAGGUGCUAUUAGUUCGAUAGUCGCGUAAUCAUGGAUCCGGUAUACUAAGUUAAUAAUACUUAGAGGCAGUUUACAUGGCAACUAGGAAAGAACGAUCACCAUACUGAGACGGUGACCGGGCCGGGGCCGAAG
This is a messenger RNA of Hypoxylon trugodes, 889 nucleotides long. RefSeq lists its product as uncharacterized. The record is from RefSeq and is a predicted model, not a curated record. Lineage: Eukaryota; Fungi; Ascomycota; Sordariomycetes; Xylariales; Hypoxylaceae. The transcript has a single exon. The coding region runs from base 366 to 785 and encodes 139 amino acids.